Molecule: messenger RNA, 560 nt
Organism: Suillus paluster
Lineage: Eukaryota; Fungi; Basidiomycota; Agaricomycetes; Boletales; Suillaceae
Exons: 2
Coding region: 27-401 (124 amino acids)
Source: RefSeq, a predicted model, not a curated record
GGAGUGUUUGCACUUCAGCACCAGGCAUGGUUCGGUACAAGAAUCCUUGGCCCGUCGUCGAAUUCGUUGACAUAUCUACGGUGGAUGCCUCCAGCGCAACAGCCCCUCUCAAUACGCGAUCUUUGGACGAGAUAUUGAUCUACAGCGCUCUCGGCGACAGCCGCAUCGUGACAAACUUUGGCAACACUGGAUGGGAAGUAGUGGGGAUGUCGUUGACCGGUGCGUCGGUUCCUCGUAGACCUUCAGCUUUCCAUCGCUCGGACGAUGACACCUUUCAGAAGCAUUCUACACAGGGAAAGAUGGACUUCAUGUCAUUUGAAAAGUUGGCACUACAUGCCAUGGUGGGUGAGUUGUGGGUAUGCGUCACAGUGCGGAAUCCUGGGGAGAGUAGAACACGCUAAGUGUGAACUAUGUUUCAAGCAUACGCGUACGGGACUGUAUUAGAUGGAAUGAUAUUGCGUGCGAUGCACCCUAGUGAACAGUUCGAACUACACCACGAAUUGACAACAAAUUCGAAGUUCCGCAUCGCUGUAAGCUGCUACGGUAGUGGGGAAGGAGAU